CCGCCCGAAGGAACCUUCGACAAGUUUAAUUUCGGCGAGAGCACAGAACUCACUGGUGAUAGUUUCGUGCCAGUCAAGCGACAAGCUAAAAUAGAAAAUGUCUGAACCACUACUUUCGCGAAAGUAUUUCGACGCCGUCUACAUCCCCGCCGGCCUACUAGUCUUUGGGACCAUCAUCGUUAGGAAGGAAUGGACAGGCUAUGCCGCGUUGCUCGCCAUUCUCUUGAGCGCCAUCAAAUUCUGGAGAAUCGUACCCAAGAAGGUCCUCAACCCUGAAACCUUCAAGGAGUUUGAGCUCAAGGAAAAGACCGUCAUCUCGCACAAUGUUGCCAUCUACCGCUUCGCCCUGCCCUCUCCCACCGCGAUUCUCGGCCUGCCCAUCGGACAGCACAUUUCGAUCGGGGCGGCGAUCGAUCAGCCUGACGGUUCGAGCAAGGAUAUUGUGCGGUCGUACACGCCCAUCAGCGGCGACCACCAGCCGGGCCACUUUGACCUCCUGAUCAAGUCGUACCCGACGGGCAACAUCAGCCGGCACAUGGCUGGACUGGCGGUGGGGCAGACGAUCCGCGUGAAGGGACCCAAGGGAGCCUUUGUGUACACGCCCAACAUGGUGCGCCACUUCGGAAUGAUCGCCGGUGGUACCGGCAUCACGCCCAUGCUGCAGGUCGUGCGCGCCAUCAUUCGCGGUCGCAAGGCUGGCGAUACCACCCAAGUCGACCUCAUCUUCGCCAACGUCACCCCCCAGGAUAUCCUGCUCAAGGAGGACCUCGACGCUCUCGCUGCCGAGGACAAGGGUUUCCGCGUCCACUACGUCCUCGACAAGCCCCCUGCCGACUGGACUGGCGGCGUCGGUUACGUCACUGCUGACAUGAUUACCAAAUGGCUUCCCAAGCCUGCCGACGAUGUCAAGAUUCUGCUUUGCGGCCCGCCUCCCAUGAUCAGCGGGUUGAAGAAGACGACUGAGAGCCUGGGCUACCAGAAGGCCCGGCCUGUGAGCAAGUUGCAGGACCAGGUCUUUGCCUUUUAAAUUAGGCAACGCAUCGGCGUAGUAUAGGAGGCGGAAAGGGGGAGGGUAAGAACCCAAAUGAGAUACACCUCUCCUAGGAAUGGAAGGAUAAGGGGGCAUUAGGCUGUUGUCCCCUAUCCUUUUAUCGUUAUCCCGCUAAUACCUGUCAAUAAUGCACAUCUUAAUCUCAUCACCACCAAAACAGCGAUAUAGGGUUUCUU
Messenger RNA from Lasiosphaeria miniovina, 1227 nucleotides. RefSeq lists its product as uncharacterized. The coding region runs from base 98 to 1027 and encodes 309 amino acids. The record is from RefSeq and is a predicted model, not a curated record. Gene Ontology annotation, cellular component: endoplasmic reticulum. Gene Ontology annotation, molecular function: oxidoreductase activity. Lineage: Eukaryota; Fungi; Ascomycota; Sordariomycetes; Sordariales; Lasiosphaeriaceae. The transcript is spliced from 4 exons.